Messenger RNA from Lethenteron reissneri (Far Eastern brook lamprey), 2452 nucleotides. RefSeq names its product katanin catalytic subunit A1 like 2 (gene KATNAL2). Gene Ontology annotation, molecular function: ATP binding; ATP hydrolysis activity; protein binding. Lineage: Eukaryota; Metazoa; Chordata; Hyperoartia; Petromyzontiformes; Petromyzontidae. The record is from RefSeq and is a predicted model, not a curated record.
CAUCCCAGGUUAAGAACCACUUCACUAAAGCUAUGCACCUGGCGACCUGAGUUCGAUACCCAGCCACAGCUAACAUCAGUGGCGAAUGAUGCCCUUCAACGAAGUGCAAUGACAAACAUGACACUUCUCUGUCAGUUCUACCUGAUAGAGCCCAUGUGAAAGGUUGGACUCUGCAACCAUGGAGAUGUCCUACCAGGCCAUCAAGACUGCAAACCAAGUCAGGGAGGCUGAUGAGCUCAGGACAGAAGCUCGCCGAAAAAAUCUGCUGGUCCUCAUUUUGCACUACUUGACGGACAGCGGAUACAUGAGCACCGCUAGCGCCUUGGAACAGGAAACGAACGCAAGCUUGCAGCGCUACGAAGUGUGCGACAACGUGGACCUGGAGACCAUCAUGAUGGAGUACGAGUCAUACUACUACGUCAAGUUCCAAAAAUAUCCCAAAAUAACCAAAAAGCUGGGAGAGAACACGGAAAACUGCAGAUUUCCUUUGAAAUCCGGAGGCAAGCUGAGAAGAGCAGUGAGCAAUGCGUCGCAGCCCCUGCCGCGGAUCGGCAUGAGCCAACGCCCGCCAUCCCAGUACGGAGCCAAGAAGGCAGCGCAAGUAAAGGACGGUGCUCGGCAGGAGGCCACUGAACAGCCUACUCCUGCCGAAGCGGAUUUCGGGUUGAAUGUAGCGCCGAUUGGCAGGACGAUGGGAGGAAGCGCCCCUCCUCACAGGCGUGGUCAAAUCAUCGACUUUCGAAGCAUGAUCGGAGAUGCCAUCCGUGCAGCCUCGGGAGAUAUCACCACCAGCUCCACUGGAUGCUCUCCCGACCCUACGGACCGUCUUCUGAAGCCGCUCGGUGCGUUUGCAGGGAUGACAGGAGAAAUGAGGGAGCUGGCCUCCAUUAUCAGCAGAGAUAUUUAUCUGCAAAAUCCCAACGUUAGGUGGGAUGACAUCAUCGGCCUUGAUGCAGCCAAGCGUCUGGUAAAAGAAGCUGUUGUCUAUCCAAUUAAGUAUCCGCAGCUUUUCACCGGCAUUCUCUCACCAUGGAAAGGCCUCCUGCUAUAUGGGCCACCAGGCACCGGCAAGACAAUGCUGGCCAAAGCGGUGGCCACCGAGUGCAAGACGACCUUCUUCAACAUCUCCGCCUCCAGCAUAGUCAGCAAGUGGCGGGGAGACUCGGAGAAACUCGUCAAGGUGCUAUUCGAGCUGGCUCGGUACCAUGCGCCGUCUACGAUUUUCCUGGACGAGCUGGAGUCGGUCAUGGGGCAACGUGGUGCUGGCGGCGCUGGUGGCGAACACGAGGGCAGCCGUCGCAUGAAAACAGAGCUGCUCGUUCAGAUGGACGGCCUGGCACGCUCCGACGACCUUGUGUUUGUGUUGGCGGCAUCAAACCUGCCCUGGGAACUGGACCACGCUAUGUUGCGGCGGCUGGAGAAGCGAAUCCUCGUGGACCUGCCCAGCGCGGCGGCCCGGCGUGCCAUGAUCUUGCACCACCUUCCACCCGUCAACUCCGGCACGGGGCUGGAGAUCCGCACGGAGCUGGACUAUGAGCAGCUGGCUCAGGCGACAGAGGGUUACUCGGGGUCGGACAUCCUGCUCGUGUGCAAGGAGGCGGCGAUGCGGCCCGUUCGCAAGAUCUUCGACGCGCUGGAAAGCCACCGGCCAGAGGAAGCCCUGCCGGCGCUGUGCCUGGACACGCUGCACACGGCCGACCUGCUGGACGUGCUGGCGCACACCAAGCCAUCCGCUCGGACCCUCUGCGCACGCUACACUGAGUGGCAGCGCGAGUACGAGUCCGUGUGAAACCUCCACGCCCGGGCCACCACGACAUCACCCUCCGGUCUCGGCUCUGACCGACAGCAUCCUCUGCUGAAGAGAGAACACUUGCCAUUGGACGAAAGGGAAGAGGCCCUGGGACACAUUCCUCUGUGACCAGUGAUGGCUUUUCACGCGUAAAGCUACCAAACAACCUGCUUUGGCUGUUAGUCCAGGUUUUUAGUAAGCUGUACCGGUGUCCCGAAGCAUUGGUCAAAAAUCAGGAUUUCAUUCCAGUUUAACAUUUUCUGGCCGCGUGCUCCACUCGAGUUGUGGUCAAAGGGUGGGGCUACCCGAGUAGUUGACGGGCAUUGGCAGAGGAGUAGGUAUGAACAGUCGGCAGGGCCAACGUCAGAAAGAAGCAAGCCACUCACCAUGUGAGAGCAGGGAUAGUAACUGAGUGAGCGUGGUAAUGUUAAGAGUGGCCAGGGCUGACAGCGGUAGGAGCUGGGAGCUUACCACGUGUCCUGGAUGAGCUUCCCAGAAAUGUGGUAGCUUUAACUCGCGUGUGCGUGCGAUGCGUGUGGGUGCGAGGCCGCCACCGACGCUCACCGACGUGUGAAAUUUGCCGUGUUGCUAUGCUGUGCGAGACUCACUGCCUAGGUUUUGUUUGAAAAUAAUAAUUAAAGACGUCGAGGCGACGCAGAAUAA